AUGGUCGAAUCGGUCCCCAUUGAUACGUUUCUUCGAGAGCUAAAAAUUUAUUACAGCCGUUCAACAACAUUGCCUCUCUCUUAUAUCACCAUUAACAAUAUGAACUUCAAAAUUGCUGCCCGCGCACUUUUGUACAGCCUUGUGAUAAGUUCAAAAAUGUACCGUAGAAUCCGAUCUGAACAUCGCCGUGGAAAUCACUUCGUUUUAUUCAAUGCUAGUUAUAAAUCCAAAACUUGUUGGUACAUUGGGGCGGUGCUUUUUUACUUCGAGCACAACAACACCUCCGAUCCUCAAAAUGCCCAAUUCUCGGUUUUUGUUGAAGUAAUGAAAGAACAUUACGCUACCGACUAUGACAAUACUAUACCGAUGAUAAAAAUGAACAGCGAUAGUGCAACAACAAGACAUGCUGUGAUCAGCCUCAACGACGUCCAACAUCAAGUAGGUUUGGUCCAGUCAUCACCCAAUUCACUUGAAUAUAAAGUUGUUGCACUAUACAAGAUCUUCAACGAAAACGUAAAACAAAGUGCUGGACAACUAAAACACAUUUAA
Messenger RNA from Mucor mucedo, 549 nucleotides. RefSeq lists its product as uncharacterized. Lineage: Eukaryota; Fungi; Mucoromycota; Mucoromycetes; Mucorales; Mucoraceae. The transcript is spliced from 2 exons. Bases 1 to 549 code for a protein of 182 amino acids. The record is from RefSeq and is a predicted model, not a curated record.